Molecule: messenger RNA, 1869 nt
Organism: Branchiostoma belcheri (Belcher's lancelet)
Lineage: Eukaryota; Metazoa; Chordata; Leptocardii; Amphioxiformes; Branchiostomatidae
Product: N-terminal EF-hand calcium-binding protein 1-like
Exons: 12
Coding region: 5-1024 (339 amino acids)
Biological process (GO): regulation of amyloid precursor protein biosynthetic process
Cellular component (GO): cytoplasm
Molecular function (GO): calcium ion binding
Source: RefSeq, a predicted model, not a curated record
CAAGAUGGCGGACGGAGAGGAGAAUUCUGGCAGCCCGGUAGAAACGCCCACCGGUCCCGCCCCGCAGGAGAAGGGCAUGUCGGCGUUUCUGGACGUUUUUCGCAGAGCUGACAAGAAUGACGAUGGAGCUCUGUCGUGGUUUGAGUUUAAGAACUACUUUGACGACGGCUCUCUGUCAGAAAUGGAGCUGGGCGAACUGUUCCACCGCAUAGACACCCACGACACCAAUAACAUUGAUGUUGGAGAGCUAUGUGACUACUUCUCCCAGCAGCUGGGCCCGUUUCAGCAGGUUUUCAGUGCCCUGGAGGACCUGAACUCUUCUAUCAACACGGCUCUCAUGUCUACUGCACAGGACUAUCCCAGCAUGCCGCAGGAGAGCCAGUUUGUGCGCCGUUUCCUGCUGAAGGAGGUUCUGAACCAGAUGGACUCCCAGCAGCGCUCCGUGGACGUGGCCAGCGAACAUCUGGAGCAGGAGUCUGGGUCUCAGGAACCGGUGGAUGCCAAAGUGGAGGAGGAGCCUCGGCUGAACCGCGCCCGUCGGCGGGACAUCCGUCGUCAGAUGUCCGGGCUGUCCCGGCUGGACAGCAGUGAGGACAGCAGCGUUCUGCUGACUCAGCAGGUUCUCAGGCUCAAGACGCUGCUCGACACCUUACAGAGCAAGGUGAGGCUGCAGCCUAUAGAAGAGGAGCUGGAUAUGGAGGAUGGAGUGUCCCUGGUGCAGCUGGUCCAGCGGAGGAUGGAGAUAGAGGAGGAUAAGGAAGAGGAGUUCAGGAAGGCUCUGAGAGAGUAUCUGGAGACAGUGGAGGGGACAGACGGAUGCAUCAACCUGUGUGUGUGUCGCACCCCCGACAGACAAGAGAUCAUCCUGUACGAGAUCUGGGCAGGCACUCAGGCAUGGAAAACACAUGUGAGUUCAUCAGUCAGCAAGACAUUCCAGCACAAGGUCAUUGACCUUCUGGCCCAGCCCGAGCAGAUGUCAACCAUCACCAUACCAGCCUCCUGGCUGCAGACUGAUGCAGAGUGAAGAACUCCCCUCACAGCAGGCUGAGGUGUUCAGGUGUAGUGCCAAGCUGGAUUCUAGUGUCGGCUUUUCUCUUGUCUUCGUUACUAGUUUUACGUGGACUGUUUGUCUAUAAGCCAAAAAGCAGUUACUCAAGCAACUGGAUAUGAUUUUUGAAAUGGUCAGACGUUUCAGGUAGUAUCCACUACCUUUCGUCAAUGACUGAGAGACCUUGUUUGUCUAUAAGCCUGUUCAUCUUUCUAAUUCUAACUUCCUAACUCACACAAAGUACAAAAUAUCUAUAUUGUAGUUUACACACAAACUUUACGGUAGGAGAGAGAUCCAAGAGGACACAUUUUAAUGUAACUUUCAGCCAAAAAAAAUAAAAUCAUGGUGCUGGUUUUUGUCCUGCCAUAUUACUAGUAUGUAGGUAAAAUAUAUAGGUAAAGGAGGCUGUGUAUGUGGUUUCAAGGUGAAUGGUAUUCACAUUUCAACAAGUGGUGUGUAGCUGUCAAGGGUUUAGAUAAUACCUAGUCUUUGGAAAUAUUAACCUCAAAAAUGACUUCAACUUUCUACCUGUUGAACGAAAUGAAAGGAACUUAUCGGAAUGUUGUAAUUAUUAUCAUUAUAAUAUAACCUGAUAUCGUUUAGCUUCAUAGGUCUAUAAUAAUGAUGUUAAUGGUAACUUCAUAUCGUUAUGUAGUAUAAGGUAUAACUUUUGGUAUUGUUAAAGAAUGCACUAAAAUAAUAAGUAAUCAAAAUUAAAUUUAUACAUACAGUAUAUUAUUACUUACUAGGUGUCUAGGUAAUAGAUUUUUCACCAUUUUUGUUUUUUGAAGUUUUAUUUUAUUCACACAAUAGUGAGCUGU